This is a messenger RNA of Synchiropus splendidus (mandarinfish), 687 nucleotides long. Its product is annotated as galactose-specific lectin nattectin-like. The record is from RefSeq and is a predicted model, not a curated record. The transcript is spliced from 7 exons. Lineage: Eukaryota; Metazoa; Chordata; Actinopteri; Syngnathiformes; Callionymidae. Gene Ontology annotation, molecular function: signaling receptor activity. The coding region runs from base 130 to 624 and encodes 164 amino acids.
CUUUGACAAGACAGUUACCUGAAGUAAAACAAGAAACACACGAAGGUAUAAAAGGCAAAAGUCGAGAGCUCUGUCCACAUACUGAAGCUUCCUUCAAGCCAGCAGAUUCACCUGAUCGUCACAGCAAAGAUGAACGGUCUUUCUCUCGUCGCCAUCCUCUGUUUGAGUGGCGGACUAUGGAUCGGAGCAAAUGCUCAGUGUUGCCAAGAAGACAAACUAGAGGAAUGCUGCAAGUUCUGUCCUGAUGGCUGGACCCGGUACAAAGGGCGCUGCUUCUAUUACGUUGCCAAACCUGAAGACUUUGGAACUGCUGAGUACAACUGUGUCGGUCUCGGUGGAAAUCUGGUCUCCAUCCACAGCAAACCUGAGCUGACCUUCAUCGAGGGCGUGAUCAGAAGAGUGACCGGAGUUAACAAGCGAAUUUGGGCGGGAGGAUUUGACUCUGCAAAGGAGGGAUCCUGGAUGUGGACCGAUGGUUCCAAAUUCAAUUUCCGUUUUUGGGGACGUCGUCAGCCCGACAAUGGUGCCAGAACUGAACAUUGCAUGGAGUUGAACUGGAGGGGAAUGCCCAACGACCACCAGUGCUACCACAAGAAGCCAUACAUGUGUGCCAAGGAUCUGUGAGCCGCCACCUCCUUCUGCCAUGAGAGGGCCCCGCCACCUCUCGCGACGCAACAAUCACUAGUG